AGAAUCAACUCAGGGUCCAGUUUUUAUCUCGCUUUCGUUAUAGAUAAAUAUAUACCCAUACUUAGACUUGGGUGUGGAGCUGGUCAUCAUCUGUGCUAUUGUCACCAUGACCCUCUUUUAUUUACACUUCCUAUUGCAUGUUUGAUGAAUUCUAUGUCAACAUGAAGCCACAUUUUGGAUUAGUCGACUCGGAUCCCCUCCACCAUAAGCUUGAAGGCAUCUACAGUAUAGCUCCAUGCAAAAACUAUACAAGAAGCAUCCUACAGCAGAUGCGUUUGAAUGUCGAGUUGGAUGAUUUUGGCAGUUUGUAGUUGAAAAUAGUGGGAUACAAUACCUUUAGAAUUGAGACGAGACUAAAGAAAAUGAACCCCUUUAGCAGAAGAAUUGAAAGCAGGCAAAGACAAUUUUGACGUCCACUUCAAAGUUCUCUGGCAAAAUCAACGUGGGCACAACAAAAUAGAACUUUCUAUCCCCUUUUCUGAGAAAAGAACUAUUGGCAAAAUACAUAAAUGAGACACCGAUUGGUACCUGCGAUCAUGUUUUACUAUGCAUUGCAUCCAAGGCUGUCGGCUUGUGCUUCAUUAGGCGGCCCCCGUGCAUAUUCUCAAUAUAACAAGAUUCUCAGUGUUGCAGCCGACAACCUAUGCAUGCUGUUAAGUUGAUUCAUUCAAACAGCACUCCCGAUGAUGGAAUAUUCAAUGGAAGUACGUCUACCAACUCUCAGAUCAUCGCUGUAAUUGGAGUCUGCUAGUUAAUUUUCGAGAAGUAGUUCUGACAAAUGGAAGAAGACAAGUCUAAAACAGUCCUGAAUUACACGCUAUUCUGAUCUCUUGAGCAGAGUCUAAUGUUACUAAACAAGUGGGCUAGAAAAAAUUUCCACUGUAAGCAUCGAGAAAACUUGUCUUAGAUGCCUCAUCGAAGAACCCAUCCAUCCUCGUUUGUCUGAUCUGUAGCCAAACAACUGUACGCGCAUUUCAUUGAUAUUUCUGCUGAAUCUUUAAUCUGAUAUGUAAUAUACUUAGAUCUAUAUGAAUAAAAGGGUAUUCAAUCGGUUUGUCAUAUCUUGGAAAGGAUCAGCUAGAAUAAAGGUUUCUCCAGAGAACAUGCCUGAAAUAUUUGCUGGAAUUCAGGUUGCUUUGUCUAUUACUUGCACACAAUAUGUAUAUACCUCCAAGCACAUAAGUUGAAGCAUCAACUGACAAAAGUUAUGAUUCUGUUGCCGGAUAACGACAGAAUUCCAUCAACAUCAUUAGGUACCGUAUAUUCUAAUUAUGUUGCUGAUCACGAGUACCUUAAUUUGUAUUUUAAGGAUAAUCAGUUAUUUAAUAUAACUGCUGAAAUAUGUUCGACUUACAGAGUCAUGUGAACAGAUACCAGUUGGUCAGUAAGAUAUACGUGUGUGCAUGAAAAGCACUGUUUGAUGUAUCAGCACAUAAAAACUUGCUCACAUUUUUCUAAUUAGAUUGUUACAUAAGAUGUAGAAUUCAAUGGCACAUUCCAACUUCUUUUGUUCUUUUCUGAACAGGUAUACUAAUUGACACAGAAGAAAGAAUCUAGAAGUUGAAUAAGAUUAAAUUUGUGCAUGUUGGACAAAGUCUAUUUUGGGACGGUUGGAUGCUCAAAAAUUCUUCCUUGCUGUAAUUUGUCGACUGCAUAUGUCAUUUCUUGACCUCUCCGAACUGCCCAAAAAUACAAAUACUCUCUUCAUAGUGUUCAAACAAUGUAGUCUCACAGAUUCUUGACCCUUGAACACUGAUUUAUAAACAGGAAAGAUACCUUAUAGUUAUCAUUCUUGUCAACUUUUACGUUAAAAAAGCUAGAUUUGAUUCCAUCUCUCUUGUAAUGAACUUGGCUGUAUCCUUACAUGAAAAUCUUCUUCCCUCCUAGUUUUAUUCCCACUCUGUUCCUUUCUGUUGAAAGCAAUUUCUACAUCUUUUUGUUUUCAUCUUUCGUCCUGAAUCUUUCUCUUGAUUUUUUUUGUUUCGGAUGGAGGGAAUAGAUGAGGAGGAGUUCUUGAGCCUCAGACUUGCUGUGGACACAUAUAGCAGUCAUGAGAGGAAGAGGAAAAGGAAGAGAAGGGAAGCUCCAAAUCACUCGGAUUCGACUUGUGAUGAAGGUAAAAUAUUUGCCCUCCUUCAAAUGAGGGAACAAAUGCUAAAGCUGGAUCACAAGAGAAAAGAUGGAACUCAUGCAGAUGGAAGAGGACUUCAUUUGAUUCAUUUGCUGCUCAUAUCUGCCACUUCAGUGAAUGAGAACAACAUCUGCAGAGCUGUCGAAAACCUUUGUGAAUUAUACCAAAAUGUGUGUUUGACAGGAGACUCAGUCCAAAGAGUUGCUGCCUAUUUUGCUGAUGGACUUGUGGCCAAGCUCCUCACUCGGAAAUCACCGUUCUAUGACAUGAUAAUGAAAAUCCCUACUCCUGAUGAAGAGUUCUUGGCAUUCACACAACUCUAUAAGGUGUCACCAUUCUAUCAGUUUGCUCAUUUCACAGCAAAUCAGGCUAUUCUUGAAGCCUUUGAGAAAGAGCGGAAUACUAACAAUAGGGCUUUGCAUGUAAUCGAUUUUGACAUCUGUUAUGGCUUCCAGUGGCCCUCUCUCAUGCAAUCCCUAUCAGAAAAUGCAACUACUACGAAUCGGAUCUUGCUCAAGAUUACAGGGUUUGGCAGAAGCAUGGAGGAACUUCAAGAAACUGAAUCAAGACUAGUGAGCUUUGCUAAAGGCUUCCGCAAUCUAGUUUUCGAGUUUCAUGGCUUGGUGAGAGGCUCCAAGCUUGUGAAACCAAAGCAAAAGAAGAAUGAAACAGUUGCUGUCAACUUAGUAUUCCAUCUGAAUUCAUUGAACAGUUCUUCAAAGAUCUCAGAGACAUUGAAGUACGUCUAUUCGCUGUGUCCUUCUGUUGUAGUUCUGGUGGAACAAGAAGGGAGCAGGGACACUCACAAGUUUUUGCCAAGAUUCAUGGAGUCAUUACAUUAUUUUGCAGCUAUAUUUGAUUCAUUGGAUGACUGCCUGCCACUUGAUAGUGCUGAGAGGUUGAGUAUUGAGAAGAACCAUCUGGGGAAAGUGAUUAAGUGUGUGAUAAAUCAUGAUGCGGACAAUGACUGCUGUCCAAGAUUUGAGAAGAUGGAAACAUGGAAAAGUAGAAUGGAGAGUUAUGGUUUUUUGGGGAUUAAACAAAGCUCAAAGUCUGUAAUGCAGGCAAAACUGCUGCUGAAGAUCAGAACCCAUUCUUCUCCAGUAAAAUUUGACGGAGAAAACGAUGCAGGUUUCCGAGUUUCUGAAAGAGAUGAGGGCCAAGCUAUUUCUCUAGGAUGGCAAGAGAGGUUUCUCAUAACAGCCUCUUCUUGGUGCUGUAAUGUAUGAUAUAAACCUUUUUAUCAUAUUCUUUUGUUCUUUCUGCUGAUAAAUCUGACUUCAUCUAGCGGCAAGUAGACUUGCUUAUAUUGAGAUAGUACAUUUAUGAUAUUCUUGUACUAAACAAGACAUGCCAUGAUUUUGUGGUUGUUCUACACUUAUCCAGAAAUUCAAAUUCCCUAUCAAUUAUUUCCCGAGACUCCAACAUAGGAAAAAUGAAACCAAAAGGUAACAAAAACUAAAUCAUGACAUCUCUUGAAGCUUAUUACCAACAGAAAGCAAAAGUUUUACCUAUGGGGAUGGUUCAAGAGCCGCAUUAAAAUUUACAUAUUACAGACAAAUGUACAUAUUACAGCCGCAUUAUGGUCGAUCAUUUUGGUGGUUUUCCUGGCAAGGCUCUUUUCAACUU
This is a messenger RNA of Sesamum indicum (sesame), 3760 nucleotides long. RefSeq names its product GRAS family protein RAM1-like. NCBI's taxonomy places the organism in Eukaryota, Viridiplantae, Streptophyta, Magnoliopsida, Lamiales, Pedaliaceae. The record is from RefSeq and is a predicted model, not a curated record.